AGGCCCAUGUGUACGUGAGGGAGAGGGAGUGAGGGAGGGAGCUGAUUUCAAAGUGCAACCGGAAAACUGCUCCUUCAUACUCUGUACUCUGAUAAGUCCAGUAAGAGUAAAAUACAGGUUGCACUUUUACAUAAUCUAAACAGCUAUGGAUCAGAUUCUGACCCUCCCUGUGAUAGCGGCCCUGAGCUUGGUGGCAGUGUCAGUGCUGUACCUCCUCUUCAGAGGCUCAGGAGGAACCCAGAAGAAAAGGAAGCUGCUGGUGACUUUGCAGGAUGCCACCAUCAAAUAUCCACUCCGUCUUAUUGAUAAAGAGGAAAUUAGUCAUGACACCAAGAAGUUUAGAUUUGGUUUGCCGUCUCCAACCCAUAUCCUGGGACUGCCAAUAGGUCAGCACGUGUACCUCUCCGCCAAAGUCAACGGCAGUCUGACUGUGAGGGCGUACACCCCGGUCACCAGCGACGAGCACCAGGGAUACGUGGACCUCGUAGUCAAGGUUUACUACAAGGACUCCCACCCAUCCUUCCCCGCAGGCGGGAAGAUGUCGCAGUACCUGGACGACAUGGCUGUGGGGGACGCCAUCGAUUUCCGAGGACCUAGUGGCUUGCUAGUGUACAAUGGGAAUGGUAAAUUCUCCAUCCGCCCUGACAAGAAGUCUGAACCAAAGAUUAAGACGUUCAAACAUAUUGCCAUGAUAGCUGGUGGAACAGGUAUCACUCCAAUGUUGCAGCUGAUUCGCAGCAUCGCAGCAGACCAUAUGGACGACACAAAAUGUUAUCUCAUAUUUGCUAACCAGACUGAGAAAGAUAUUCUACUAAGAGAAGAGUUGGCAGAGGUGAAGGCUAACCACCCGGAUACACUGGAACUAUGGUUUACUUUGGAUAAACCUCCAAAAGACUGGAGCUACAGUUCAGGAUUUGUGACAAGUGACAUGAUCAAAGAGCACUUCCCGCCUGCAUCCAGCGAUGUUCUCAUCGUCCUGUGCGGCCCACCCCCCAUGAUUCAGUACGCCUGUCUGCCCAAUCUGGAGAAACUGGGCUACAAAACAGACAACAUCUUUGCAUAUUAGAGUAGUCUAUGAUGUGGCCCAGGGCUACCCUUCAUCGUGGCUAACAGUGUUGACAGUGAAGGACACGGCUGGGACUUAGGCCUGUGUCAUCUAAAGGGAAGGACUUAAUGCAAACACCUGAGGAUUGUGAAGUACUUGUGAAUGAGUGACCAUCAAUGGUGGAGUCUUUUGCUGUUCAUGUUUUUCAUUUUUGUAGUCAACAUUAUGACCCAUACCAACUGUCAUGGACUAUGAAGUGAUUGAGAAAAUGCUGUAUAUAUGAGCCUUUGAAUAAAAAUUAAAAAACAAUUGCAAAAAG
Molecule: messenger RNA, 1364 nt
Organism: Gadus morhua (Atlantic cod)
Lineage: Eukaryota; Metazoa; Chordata; Actinopteri; Gadiformes; Gadidae
Gene: cyb5r2
Product: cytochrome b5 reductase 2
Exons: 9
Coding region: 146-1066 (306 amino acids)
Cellular component (GO): mitochondrion
Molecular function (GO): oxidoreductase activity; FAD binding
Source: RefSeq, a predicted model, not a curated record